Messenger RNA from Rotaria sp. Silwood1, 486 nucleotides. Lineage: Eukaryota; Metazoa; Rotifera; Eurotatoria; Philodinida; Philodinidae. The record is from the annotation of a GenBank genome assembly.
AUGGACGCAACAUUAAAUGAAUUAUUAUCGCAACACCGUGCAUUCGAUUUACCAAAAAUUUUCACUAUAUUUCAUUAUGUUUUAAAGGAAAAACGUUUUUUGAUUGAAAAUGGUGAUAAUAAAGGUGAAAUUGAUUGGCACAUGUACCAUGAUGUUGAUAAAUUAGAAUUCUUCUACAAAAGAAAUAAUUGUGUACUUCAUUCAAUAUUCUUAAAAUUAGCUGAUCGUUGUGUUAUGGAUCUAACAGCUGGCGGUGUUCGUUCUUAUUCAUUUGAUGUCAUCAAUGACGUAUAUCUUGACCAGAAUGGAGCAUUAAUAAAUGGUCAUAUUCGUCGUUUAGAACAAUUUAUCGAACGGCGAAUAAAUGAUUAUUUAAGAAUCGUUAGUGCCGCUGUAGUACAACAACAAUUACGUGUUCAACAUCAUAAUAACAAUCAUGGUUAUGAUCAAUAUCAAUAUCGUCAACAACGUCAUAAUAAUAACUAG